AAGCAAUCAGAGAGAAAGAGAGAGAGAGAGAGAGAGAGAGAUUCAUAGAAAAAGAGAUUGGCGAUCGAAAAGAAAGAUUGAGAAAGACGUAAAUCGAAGAAGGAUUCCUUCCAGAUCGCAGCAAAAUCGAACUCCUUUCCCUUUCCAAUUCUUCGUUUCCCGGCAAGAAAUCGAAUUCCAAGCCGCCUCUAAUGCUCCCUCACGAAUCUGCAAUAGCAACAAGAGCACCACUCUCAAUCCAAAUUUCCUGUUUCUGAUUGGCAAAAAUGGCGAUCAAGAGGGGAGUAUCGGGUGCGGGCAUCCACAGGAACCGAGGCGGUGGAUCCGCGUUCUCAAUUGCGGUCCUCGUCCUCUUUUCGCUCCUCGCUCCGUUGAUUUUCUUCGUCGGCCGAGGGCUGUAUAUUUCAGCUCCCAUAGAUGCAGGUGAUACUUUAACUGGUUAUGACAAAGAGGGUAUAGAUUGGAGAGGAAGGCUGGCUUUGCAACACGUUAAAUCCCUCCUCUCAAAAGAGGUGAUUGACAUUGUUAAAGCCAACACAAAUGAUUUGGGGCCAUUGAGUCUUGAUUCUUUCAUAAAAAACAAUUUGUCUGCUUCUUGGAAAGUUGUUGGAAUAGGACCUUCACUGGAGGAUAAUGCCACAUCUGUUGAGCCAAACCGAAUAGCUGCAAACAUCAAACAUGGAACCCCUAGAGGCAAACUGGAUGAUACUUCUGGUGAUGAUCAUUUUCAAUUUUAUGAUACACCACGAAGGCAAUUGAGAGAGAAAAGACGCGAAAUGCGUGCAGCUGAGUUGGUAAAGCAUGAUGAUGAUGUAAAUAUAAAGCUUGAAAAUGCAGCUAUUGAACGUACCAAAUCAGUUGAUUCGGCAGUUUUGGGUAAAUACAGCAUAUGGAGGAAAGAAAAUGAGAAUGAGAAUACUGAUUCUACAGUACGCUUGAUGAGGGAUCAAAUUAUUAUGGCGAGGGUAUACAUAAGCAUUGCAAAAAUGAAGAAUAAACGUGACUUGGCCCAAGAACUGCAGAAUCGGAUCAAAGAGAGUCAGCAUGUUGUAGGGGAGGCAACUACAGAUGUCGAUUUGCCUCGCAGCGCAUCUGAGAGAAUCAAAGCUAUGGGUCAAGUGCUCUCAAAAGCUAAAGAGCAACUCUAUGAUUGCAAACUGGUCACAGGAAAGCUGAGAGCAAUGCUUCAAUCAGCAGAUGAGCAAGUUAGGAGCUUGAAGAAGCAGAGCACAUUCCUUAGCCAGUUAGCAGCCAAGACCAUUCCUAAUGGAAUUCACUGCUUAUCAAUGCGCUUAACUAUAGAGUAUUACCUUCUUCCACCAGAGAAAAGAAAGUUCCCUAGAAGUGAGAAUUUGGAGAAUCCAAAGCUUUACCAUUACGCGCUUUUCUCUGACAAUGUCCUGGCUGCAUCAGUUGUUGUCAACUCAACCAUAAUGAAUGCUAAGGAGCCAGAGAAACAUGUGUUUCAUCUUGUUACUGAUAAGCUGAACUUUGGAGCUAUGAAUAUGUGGUUCCUGUUGAACCCUCCAGGAAAAGCAACUAUUCAUGUUGAGAAUGUUGAUGAAUUUAAGUGGCUUAACUCAUCAUACUGCCCAGUCUUGAGGCAGUUAGAAUCGGCUGCCAUGAAGGAGUACUAUUUUAAGGCAGAUCAUCCCAAUACACUCUCUGCUGGCUCUUCUAACCUGAAGUACAGGAACCCAAAAUAUCUUUCAAUGCUUAACCACCUUAGGUUUUAUCUCCCAGAGGUUUAUCCCAAAUUGGAUAAAAUCCUAUUUCUUGAUGAUGACAUUGUUGUCCAGAAGGACUUAACAGGAUUGUGGUCAGUUGAUCUCCAUGGAAAAGUGAAUGGUGCUGUAGAAACCUGUGGUGCAAGCUUUCACCGUUUUGACAAGUAUCUUAACUUUUCAAAUCCUCAUAUUGCAAAAAACUUUGAUCCUAAUGCAUGUGGGUGGGCAUAUGGGAUGAACAUCUUUGAUCUUAAGGAGUGGAAAACAAAAGAUAUCACUGGAAUAUAUCACAAGUGGCAGAAUAUGAAUGAAGAUAGGGUACUAUGGAAACUUGGAACUUUGCCUCCCGGACUGAUGACAUUUUAUGGGCUGACACAUCCGCUUGAAAAGUAUUGGCAUGUGCUUGGUCUGGGGUAUAAUCCAAGCGUUGAUCGGUCAGAAAUUGAGAAUGCAGCAGUUAUACACUAUAAUGGAAACAUGAAACCUUGGCUAGAAUUGGCAAUGACAAAGUACAGGUCAUACUGGACCAGGUAUAUCAAGUUUGAUCACCCCUACAUACAGAGCUGCAACUUAAGUGAAUGAAGGGGAUGUUAGAUUAUGAAGGUACCACAAAAUGCUCCCCCUCUUUCCCUUUUUAGUCACUUCUGUUAGAUUUAGUAUUAGGAGAAGGGUGAGGUUUACCAAUGCUCUUCUGUUUUCCCCUUUCCUAUAUUCUUCAUUGUUUUUUAAUUGUGUAAUUCAAAUUUAUUCGUUUUUCAUCAAUCUUCCUCUGGAAAUUAGGCCCGCUAUUAACAUGUAACAACUGCUGAUUUGGACAAGAAAAGUAAACCUCCUACUUGAGGAGUCAAAUUUGUAUUCUAUAUUCUUUGAAUGACAGCACUUGCAUUUUGUAACGUUUCAAUUUUAGUGAACCUGGAAAUAUGGAUCAAGUGAUUGGAUUAGCCUUUUCAUGAUGUUGGUUGUUCAUAUGGUACUGGUCACUGAUUGUAUGACCUCUGUUUGUAAAUAAAUCUCACCCUCAGUCUUUGCCACA
Diospyros lotus (date-plum) is the source of this 2760-nucleotide messenger RNA. RefSeq names its product polygalacturonate 4-alpha-galacturonosyltransferase. The coding region runs from base 267 to 2309 and encodes 680 amino acids. The transcript is spliced from 11 exons. Gene Ontology annotation, molecular function: polygalacturonate 4-alpha-galacturonosyltransferase activity. The record is from RefSeq and is a predicted model, not a curated record. NCBI's taxonomy places the organism in Eukaryota, Viridiplantae, Streptophyta, Magnoliopsida, Ericales, Ebenaceae.